AUGUCCAUGGCCCCCGUCACGCUUGGAGAAGAACCAGGGACUUCCAGCUAUAUUCAUCCGGAUCGUAGAUAUGGACAAGUGAGCGGAGCGGCGCCUGAAGCUCCCGCUGCCGAGGCAAAGAAGAAAAUAAAGCCCGAAUCGCAAAAGAAGAGAGACAAGAAGAAGACUGAGAAGAGAAAGAAGCUCGAAAAAGCAAAGAAAGCCGCUGCCCCCAAGAACAAGGAGUGGAAGCCAGACCCUGUCCUCGAAGCUCUCAAGCAAGCAACCGGGCCUCGCAAGCCAGAUGCCGUGGCGCCCCAUGGAUCCAGUCUGGAGGAGAAGGGUGAUCAGAAAGAGCAGGAAUCAAAGGUCGUCUUGAAUGAGAAAGAACAAAGGCUGAAGGAGAAACGGGAGAAACGAGAGAAACGCGAAAGAAAAGAGCAGAGAAGGGCAAAGAGAGAAGCUACGAGGGCGGCCCGGGAGGCGUCGAGUGGUUCCAGUGAAGAAUCAACAGACGAAGCUAUAGACGUCGACGGAGUACCACCAGAGGUUCAGGAUGACGAAGAAACACCCUCUCGUAAAAAAUCAGCAUCUCCUCCUCUUGAAGCAUUCCCUCUUCCUCGUUCGGCCCCGGCUCCUGAUAGCCAAAUUUUGGCUCGCCAAGGUUUGCCGAAAGGCUUGGAAGAUGCCACGUUUGUGGAGCAAUCCCUAUCUGUCGGCGUGGGAGAGCUAGUAGUGGAGGGCAAGCAGGAAGCGCUGAGUGAGAACAUGAAGAAGCGUCUGAAGGAAACGGGCGUGAAAGACUUCUUUGCUGUCCAAGCUGCUAUACUCCCCAAGCUCCUACCGCUGCGACUGGUCCCUCUGCCAUACUCGUCUCUCUCCGACUAUCUCAUAUCGGCUCCGACAGGCUCCGGUAAAACCUUGGCCUACGCCGUCCCUAUCAUUGAAAUACUCUCUCGUCGGACGGUCACCAAGUUGAGAGCGUUGAUUGUUUUGCCUACUCGAGAUUUAGUCAUGCAGGUGCGGGACACUAUGGAGGCUCUUGCCAAAGGGACGGGAUUGUCGAUCGGUGUCGUCACAGGACAUCAUUCUUUUGUCCAGGAACGCAAGCUGCUCACAGCCGAUCUAGACACCAAACUUCUAGGUGGCUCUUCAAAAGUUGACAUUCUCAUUGCGACCCCCGGUAGACUGAUGGACCACCUCGCUUCAACCCCCAACUUCACUCUCCAACACCUCCGCUUCAUGGUGAUUGACGAAGCGGAUCGCCUGCUGAACCAAAGCUUCCAAAAUUGGCUCUCUCAGGUACUUGCCUACACGCGACCCACGUCCCAGCCAGAAGAUGAGACCGUUUCCAGACAAGUCUGUGACACCAUCUCGCCAGCUUGGAUGGAGAGCUUUCAUCUGGAAGACAGAAGUAGUGAAUGGUGCGACCCUCUACCAUCUACCUGCCAGAAGCUUUUGUUCUCGGCCACUCUCACCAGAGAUCCUUCGAAAGUCGCCGCCCUCGCCCUACAACGCCCUCAAUACUAUAUUGUUCAAUCCUCGUCCCUUCCUUCCAUACCCACCAACAUUGGCGAGCAUUUCGCUCUGCCAUCCUCGCUAUCUGAGAAGAUGCUCAUCCUCCCGCCCGCGCUCAAGCCGCUCAACCUCAUUCAUCUUAUUCAUAACCCAGAUUUCGGAGUAGACAAGGCGCUGGUGUUUGCCAAGAGUGUGGAGAGCGCGACGAGGCUCGUCAAGCUGUUGGAGUUCUUUGAGGAUGCGUAUGUCUUAGGAGGUGGUGGCGGCAAUAGGGUAGUGGCCAGGGAGUAUACUGGUGGUAUGAAAACGAAGGAGAAGAAGAAGCUGUUGGCGGAAUUUGCAGAGGGCAAGAUUGAUCUGAUUGUCUGCUCGGAUCUGAUCGCACGAGGUAUGGAUUUACCUACCGUAUCCCACGUUGUUUCGUAUGAUAUCCCUUUGGAUAUGAGAAAAUACGUGCAUCGUGUUGGACGUACGGCUCGAGCCGGGAGGGAAGGCACAGCCUGGUCGCUGGUUGAGAAACAGGAAGCGCUUCAUUUCAAGGGAAUGUUGCAGCAUGCUGGGCAUUUGAAGGAGGUGAAGAAGGUCAAAGUUAAGGAGGACGACCUCGCGGGUUACAAGGAGAGUUAUGAUAUUGCUUUGAAGCGACUCAAAGACUACUUUAGCAGGGAUCAUAGGGAUGCGUGA
Molecule: messenger RNA, 2181 nt
Organism: Cryptococcus wingfieldii CBS 7118
Lineage: Eukaryota; Fungi; Basidiomycota; Tremellomycetes; Tremellales; Cryptococcaceae
Product: ATP-dependent RNA helicase DDX51/DBP6
Exons: 8
Coding region: 1-2181 (726 amino acids)
Cellular component (GO): nucleus
Molecular function (GO): ATP binding; nucleic acid binding
Source: RefSeq, a predicted model, not a curated record